Molecule: messenger RNA, 4541 nt
Organism: Heteronotia binoei (common prickly gecko)
Lineage: Eukaryota; Metazoa; Chordata; Lepidosauria; Squamata; Gekkonidae
Gene: CDR2L
Product: cerebellar degeneration related protein 2 like
Exons: 5
Coding region: 745-2136 (463 amino acids)
Source: RefSeq, a predicted model, not a curated record
AAGCUUUCAAAUCCGCCUACUUCGCAUCUGGUUUUCCUCUGAUUAAAAGGAUCGGCGGGUAAAAAAAAAAAAAUGAAAAGGGGGAGUCCGUCUUCCUUUCGCCCCCUCCUUCGCGCCCACGGCUUUUGCACGGCUUUGCAUGCAGCGCUUCCAUGCUAGAGGUCUCCACCGAGCUGCACGAAAUAGGAACUGGCUGCCUUGGGAGGCUGCUUUUCUUUUGUGCAUCAUCCAGCGAACUCGGUGCGAACAGGCGCUCUGCAGGCUUCAGGUUUCGAGUUGCAUCCUGAACAAAGGCUCAUAAUCGAACCGUCCGUUUCCAGAGUUUGACGUGGAGGACAAGAAAAGGCCGGGGGAAAUUCGGGCAGGCGUCGUAUGCCACGUCUCGGCCCUUUGGCUCCCUCCCUUCUUGCAAAAGGCAGAUGGGGAGAGAGAGAAGGUGAUGCAAAGGCAGAAAGACAGCUUGGAGCCUGGUACCGCUGCAGCGGUACUGAUCACAAUAGAGCAUCUGCAAAGCCAUUGUCCCAACCCUCAGGUCUGAUCGGCCCAUUCUGGCCGGCCUCAGCCUUAAAGCCUGGCGAUUAGUUCUUGCCUUCAUCGGCUUUGGUCUCUGCAAGAAUAUCCCCUCUGCUUCCCCCCACCCUCGUCUGUUUUCACCCUUGACUCUGUCUCUGUCUGCUGCAGUAUUCCCUUGGAGAGCUCUUGGCUUUCUGCUGUGUUUUGGAUGUUUCGGAAUUGGGAGAGCCAAUGCUGAGUGCUGACAGGAUGGACGAAUUUCAGAGUGAGGAAGAAGAACCUUGGUAUGACCAGCAGGAUUUGGAGCAAGAUUUACACUUAGCUGCUGAACUGGGCAAGACGCUGCUGGAGCGCAACAAAGAGCUGGAGGAUUCUCUGCAACAGAUGUACACGACCAAUGAGGAACAAGUACAAGAGAUAGAGUAUUUGACAAAACAGCUGGAAAUGUUACGACAUAUGAAUGAGCAGCACACUAAGGUCUAUGAGCAGCUGGACAUGACAGCACGGGACCUAGAGCUGGCCAAUCAGAAGCUUGUGCUAGAGAGCAAAACAUCGCAACAGAAGAUACAAUGUCUGACAGAAACCAUAGAGGGACUGCAGAAUCAGGUAGAUGAGCUACAGAAGCAGGUUGAGGAGCUGCAGAACCUGGAUCAGCUGCGAGUCCGGCGGGAGAAAAGAGAGCGACGCCGAACUAUCCACACAUUCCCUUGCCUCAAGGAGCUGUGUUCGAGUCCUAGAUAUGAGGACGCGUUCCAUCUUCACAGCUCUUCAAUGGAGUUUAGUCAGAUGCCCUUAGAGCGUGAGAAUGAGCGACUCCAAGCAAUGGUAAAUUCCCUCCGGUCUCAAGUCAACCAGGAAAAGCAGCGGAAGGAGAGGGUGGAGAGAGAGUACACGUCUGUCAUCCAGGAGUACUCAGACCUCGAGCAGCGUGUGUGUGAGAUGGAGAGCUGCAAGCUGCGCAUUAAAGAGCUGGAGGCAGAGCUGCUGGAACUCCAGCAAAUGAAACAAGUCAAGAAGUAUCUCCUCAGCAGAGAGGACAACCUUUCAGAAGCACUUCUGGAGCCUUUAAAUAAUGCCCCGGAAUCUGAUUACAUAGACCUGUCUGAGGACGACGGAGGUAAAAACCAUGAAUCUUCCAUGGCAGCCUCUCCAAACCACCCAGUCCGAAAAAGCUGUAGCGACACAGCCCUAAAUGCCAUAGUAACCAAGGAUGCCGUGAGCCGCCAUGUGGGCAACUACACACUCCAUGCCAACAACGUACGCAAGAGGGGGAUGUCGAUCCUGAGGGAGGUGGAUGAACAGUACCACGCCUUGCUGGAGAAGUAUGAGGAGCUCCUUAGCAAGUGCCGACAGCACAAGGACAGUGUGCGUCACACCGGAGUCCAGACCUCCCGCCCCAUCUCUCGGGAUAGCUCAUUUAGAGACUUUCGGGGAGAGGCCUAUGAGAUAGAUGAGCUCAAGACAAUGGAGAAGAGCCUCAGCAAGCAUGUGGAAGCUGUGGACAAGCGGCUUGAGCAGAGCCAACCAGAAUACAAAGCCCUGUUUAAGGAGAUAUUCUCGCGAAUCCAGAAGACAAAAGCAGACAUCAAUGCCACCAAGAUGAAAAAGAAGACUAGCAAAUGAACCCAACAACAACGUCCAUCUGACUCAAACAUCCAACUCUUCCCUUUAGCCUGAGGGAUUUUUGGUCUGGCCUCCAAGGCCCAGAAACUUCUCACUUUGUUCUCUUACACAGGAAGCCCAAGGAGGAGGGAACCUCUUGGAGUGGGAAAAGCUGAAGUCAUAUUCUUUAAGUCAGUGCUCCAAGUUGGCUGGGUCCUUGAAUGUGCUGCAAAAACUGUACGUUGCAGUUGUAGCUGGUAUCAGAGGUUUUACAAAAGAAUUCCUUCAUGUCACUGUAGCGACCGGAAAUUACAGAAAGGAAAUUUCACCGACCAACUAUAGUUUCACGUUCUCCUAUUACCACUAAUUAAUUUCUGCAGACAACACGGGAUCCAGUUUGGAUUUCUUACAGUGCCCUGACUGAGAAGUCCUGGACAUAAUAAUUCAGAACUCGCUUUGGUUUUGAGAAGGCACUUCGGAACAUGUGCUUUCUCUUCUGGUAUUUCCUCCCCUGCUCCUUCCCUGUAAAGGACCAACAGAUGCAUCCGUGAGACUUGUGACUGGACUUCUCUUUUUUUCCCGAACGGAAAUAUGUUCUUCCUUGUUAAGCCAUUCUCUUAUUGGUCAGGUUUUUCAAUAUUUACAAUGCAAGUUCAUUGCAACUGGAAAAACUUGAAGAGAAAAUGUCAGACUCCUGUUACAUCUUCAUCAAGUACACCUAACUGUUCUGCUCAUAGACACAGGACAAUGUGAGUGUAGGAUUUACACUUUUUCAUUUCAGUACAUUGUCACUUCACUCCUUUAACCUGGCUUUCCUAGAAGCCAAACAAGAAGUGCUAUUACUGGCUUGGAGAGAUAUCCUCACCUUUGGGUGGAUUUUCCAUGCCUUGCUGUCUGAGUGGUUUAUCGUUCGUACUCUCUUUUGUAGCUGGCUCCUAAGACAUGAAUCGCAUGAGCUUGCUGAAACUGAACUGUGGUGACUUGUGUUGGUACAUAAGCCAAACGCCAGGUUCAGUUAUUGCCACUAACUUGCCAUUUACUGCACUAAUUCCACAAAUUCACUUAUUACGCUUCUUUUGUCAAGCUGCCUUCUUAAGGCUGCUGUAUUUAUUCAUACUUAACACUUCACAUUUGUACCGUGCAUUUACACACAAAAGGUCUCUCCAGUCUCAGGAAUCGUCAGUAACAUUUCACAGAAAUGAAAAAUUGAGCUUCUUUAAACACACACUAAUAAUUGAUAUCUAGCUGGGGUCACCUGUGUAUAUGAAGAUAAAGCAGUAUUAUAUUUCAUUAUGCAUAUGGGAAGUAUACCAGAGUUCUCUUCUGCAAGGGAACAAUAGUAGCAAUGAGCAUUAACUUACCAAGCAGUGUUAUACUUGAAGAAAUUUUGGAAGUUUCCAAUUUUAGUCGCAGCUGAAUGAAAUCCAAAGCCUGAGGUGUUUCUUUGGAGUUCAUUGUAUACAGGAUUUCAGUCUGCCUUUUCAUUAUUUCCAACAUGUUACCUACAUGUUCUCUAAUUGUUCAGCGCAGUACUUUAUUUAGCUGUGAUCCUGAAACCACAUCCUUUGCAGUCUUCAGUAUCAGGCUUGUGCAAACAGCUUGGGACUCAUGACUUCUUACAGAGAGUUAUUACAAUAGCAGGCUUUUGCCAUUUCUGCCUCUUGCCAUGCUUUUACAUUUCAUUGCAUUGUCUCUGGUUUUGAGCAAAAUAGUGGCACAAAGUGCUAGUUUUGUGAACUGAGUAAAUACAGGGUAGAAAGGUAAUCGUGGAGGACCCAAUGAUUAAGUCAAAUCUGAUGUGUUUUCACUCAUCCACCAUCAGAUUAUCAUCUUGCUGUACAUUUUGUAGACUCUUGCGGUGGGAUACUACGGAGGGGGGUUAUGUUCAGUCAAUUAAGAUCACUUUUGUAUUUUAAGGUAGCCUGCCCAGAGGCAUCCUGUUCUGGGUAUAUUCUUCCUCUUCUACUCAAUGCCAAAACUUGUCUUCUUUUAUACCCAUGAUGUAGCUCAAACUUGGAAGUAUUAGGAGCCAUAGACAUGAUAGUGGCUACCUGUCUGGUAACCACAUGAAAAACCUUCAUGCCUUACAGUGUGGGAAAAAAAAUCAAUUAUCUGGAAACAAUAAUAAAGAAAGAGCAUUAACCUUGGCCUUGGUUGCUGCCAGCACAGUUGCUGGCAUUUUGAUUAGCUUUCCUUUACCUUUCUAACUAAGAGAUUUUUGGAGCACUGUUUGGUUCUGAAAGUCAUCUGUUUGUUCAGUAUUUGGGGAGGGAGGGGACCAUUGCAAUCAUCUUUGGUUUUGAACACUGUUAAUGUGCAAACCAGCAUCCAACUUAAGUGUAGUAUACUUCAAAUUAAUAUAUUUAAAAAUGCUUUAUUCUGUUCUUAAAUAAAAAAGAAACUCCAGUAUUCUGACCACCGACCUU